Molecule: messenger RNA, 537 nt
Organism: Tuber aestivum (summer truffle)
Lineage: Eukaryota; Fungi; Ascomycota; Pezizomycetes; Pezizales; Tuberaceae
Source: the annotation of a GenBank genome assembly
GACGCCUUGGAGUGUUUAUCCUACCUAGCAAGUGUGAUGAGGGAUCUCGGAAAGUACGAUGAAUCAGAGACCAUGCAUCGGCAUGCGUUCGCGGUGCGUGACAAGGUUCUCGGGGGGGACCACCCGGAUACCCUAACAAGUGCCAACAACCUGGCAGUGGUGCUGCAAUACCAGGGAAAUUAUGAUGAAUCAGAGACCGUGAACCGGCGUGCAUUGGAGGGACGGGAGAGGAUCCUUGGAGCAGGUCAUCUUGACACCCUCAGGAGUGUCAGCCACCUGGCUAUCGUGCUGUGGAGACAAGGAAAGUACAGUGUAUCGGAGGCGAUGAAUCGGCGGGCCCUGGAGGACCGGGAGAAGGUACUCGGAUCAGAGCACCCUGCCACCCUAUCAAGCCUCAACAACCUGGGUGUUGUGCUGCAAUCCCAAGGAAAGUACGGUGAAUCAGAGAUGAUACAACGGCGUGUACUUCAGGGACGCGAGAAGCUUCUCGGACCAGACCACCCCGAGACCCUAACAAGCCUCAACAACCUGGCUGUU